Molecule: messenger RNA, 1434 nt
Organism: Bradysia coprophila
Lineage: Eukaryota; Metazoa; Arthropoda; Insecta; Diptera; Sciaridae
Biological process (GO): lipid metabolic process
Cellular component (GO): membrane
Molecular function (GO): heme binding; oxidoreductase activity, acting on paired donors, with oxidation of a pair of donors resulting in the reduction of molecular oxygen to two molecules of water
Source: RefSeq, a predicted model, not a curated record
GGAAUGUGCUCGCGAACAUUUUAAAAAGCGAUUUCUGUUAAAGUGGACGAUCUCUACGUAUAUUGAUUGUUGAUAAGAAGAAAGUAGCAGCAUGGAGAGAAAGGAGAUAAUUUUCGAUGGCUAUUUCUAUGAUGUUACCGAAUUUAUCAAAAGACAUCCAGGAGGAAGUAUAAUUUUAGAUUAUACAAAACCUGGCGAGGAUGGUACCCAUGCAAUUCAACAGUUCCAUCAUCGAUCUUUUGAUAAAGUCAAGAAAAUGAUGGGAUCGUUCAAGAAACGUCCAGUGACAGACAGUGAUCUUGAUUCAGACCCUCGAGUGCUGAAAAAAAAUCGCGCCCUAUCUGAAGAUUUUACAAAGCUCUACAAGGACCUGGUUAAGGAAGGAUUUUUCGAACCUUCUCAUACUUACAAUGCCGUGCGUAUGGUAGAGGUGCUAGCGAUGUGGUAUGUUGGAUACCUUCUGCUUCAAUGGCCAUACAAUGUUGCCAAAUAUGCUGGAAUAUUUUUUAUUGGUUUUUCGCAAGGACGCGUCGGUUGGGUGGGACACGAGUGUGGUCACUAUUCUUUCUUAGGAUUUCCAAAGUUUGAUCGAUAUUUCCAAAUGUUCUUGCACGGAACGGUAGGUGGCACGUCUGCAACUUGGUGGAGACGGGGACACAAUCGGCAUCACGCGAUGCCCCAACGGUUAAACCAUGACAUUGACCUCAGCACGGUUCCAUUGCUGGCAUACAACACAAAAGUUGUGAAAAACAAUGCUGAAGGCAAGGGAUUUCUCAUUAAGCAUCAGACAUACUUCUUUCCGCUGGUCAGUCCUUUGUUGGGUGGACUAUUUUGGAAAUGGUAUAAAGUACCCAAAUUCCUCAUCAAAAACAGGCUGUACACUGAAAUAUUGGCAUUCAUUGCACAUUAUGUCAUUUACUUAUAUUUAGUUGGUUUCUGGGUUGGAUUUUUUUCGACCUGGAUGGCUUCUUCCUACAUAUUCUUCAACUUUGCGUUGAGUCACACUUACUUGCCGGUUACGACACAGCCAAUGCAUUGGGUUGAAUACGCUCUAGUGCAUACUGCAGACGUUGAACAAACCCGUUGGUGUGACUAUUGGAUGGGGUUUCUGAACUAUCAAAUCGAACAUCAUCUAUUUCCUGCAAUGCCUCAGUUCCGACAGCCACUAAUAAUAGACAGAGUCAAGACGUUGGCAAGAAAACACAAUCUUCCGUACAUUUGUUAUUCAUAUGCUGAAGCAAUAAGGCAAACGUAUUUAAAUUUGCACAAAGUGUCGCAAGAAUUGAUCGAUGCAGAGUGAUAUUUUUGUCGACUAGGUAUUUGAAUUCUAGGUAGGAAUAUAAAAACAGUAGCAAAGAAUGCAAAGGCUAAUAAAUAAAUUGACAUAACAAAGGGCAAAGUCAAUUAUCCAACAGACUAGAGUUCUCAUAAAUU